This is a messenger RNA of Belonocnema kinseyi, 1632 nucleotides long. It is a transcript of the gene P5cr, whose product is annotated as pyrroline-5-carboxylate reductase 3-like. The transcript is spliced from 8 exons. Gene Ontology annotation, molecular function: nucleic acid binding; pyrroline-5-carboxylate reductase activity. Lineage: Eukaryota; Metazoa; Arthropoda; Insecta; Hymenoptera; Cynipidae. The record is from RefSeq and is a predicted model, not a curated record. Bases 1 to 1440 code for a protein of 479 amino acids. Gene Ontology annotation, biological process: L-proline biosynthetic process; DNA integration.
AUGAAGAUUCGCUUUGCUCCAGGUAGAGGACAAAGGAGUUACAAGGGUUACGUAGCUCUUUUUGUUUGUUACGUAACCAGAGCUAUUCAUCUGGAGUUAGUAUCAUACUAUACUUCUCAGGCCUUCUUAUCAGCCUACAAGCGUUUCAUAGCGUCUAGAGGAAUACCUGCUCAUUUUUACAGCGAUAAUGGUGCCACCUUUCAAGUUGCUGAUAGAGAAUUAAGAGAAAACGCGGCUCAAUUACGUCGAGAUCUGCAUCUUACUAAUUUUUUAUCGGUCGUGGGAACUACAUGGCAUUUUAUUCCACCCGCCGCCCCUAACUUUGCCGGUCUUUGGGAAGCAGUGGUGAAAAGUCUAACACAUCAUUUACGUAGAUGUGUUGGAUCACAUACUUUAACGUUUGAGGAGUUCUCUACCACUUUAUCUCAAAUCGAAGCUUACCUUAACUCGAGACCUAUUGGACCACAUUCUGAAGAGCCCAAUGAUUUUUCUUAUCUCACCCCAGGGCAUUUUUUGAUAGAAGCUCCACUCACGAGUCCUUCAGAUCCUUCUGUAGAAUUCAUACCCGAAAAUAGACUGAAAAGAUGGCAAAUCGUUCAGCGAUUGGAGAUUCAAGGAAUUCAGGGAUUAAUUUUCAAGACUAUUUCUGAGGGCGGAUCGGGAGACUGCUGUGGCGUAGAAAACUGUGGUGUACUAAUUUCAAGUAAUAUAUGGGUAUCGAGUCGAACGGAGAAUACUUUAAGCAAAUGGAAAAUGUAUGAAGUUCAUACUACCUUGAAAAACGGUGAAGUGGUCGAGAAUUGUGACGUCAUAUUUCUCGCAGUAAAACCUCAUCUAUUGGACAGUAUGGUGCAGGAUACAGUCAAUACUUUAACACAAACUGCAACUAGCAAACUUUUUAUAUCUGUACUUGCUGGAGUUCCUUUAGACACUUUAAUGAAUACGCUCCUCUGCAUCUCACCAAAUCCCAGAAUAGUCAGGUCGAUGCCAAAUACUCCAAUGAUGGUUGGUGAAGGCAUAAUAGUGUAUUGUUUGAAAAAUACGACUGUUGCUGACCAAGAUCUGGUAAACACGUUAUUUUCAUACACUGGGAUAACUCAAUGUGUGCCGGAGUCACUUAUCAAUGCAAUUAGCGGUUUAUCUGGCUCAGGCCCUGCUUACGUAUAUCUGAUGAUCGAAGCUUUUGCGGAUGGAGCUGUUAAGAUGGGUGUACCUCGGGAAAUGGCUACGAAAUUUGCUGCUCAGGUAAUGAUAGGCGCAGGAAAGAUGGUACUCCACAGUGGAAAACAUCCUGGACAAUUGAAAGAUGAAGUUUGUUCUCCUGGUGGCACCACUAUAGAGGGAAUCCAUGCAUUAGAACGUGGGUCAGUCAGAUGUGCUCUCGUGAAUGCUAUCGAAGCUGCCGUGAAGAAAUCGGAUACUUUGUCUUCAAAAAAAUAAUAUCAUAACUGUAUUUAAGGUAAUUUGUUUAUUGACUUACGAUACGCCAAUAAGAAAAAAAUGUCGUUGAAUGUAUAAAUUUUGAUCAAAAAGAUCAAGCUCAUAAAAAAUGUAAAUGAGGAUUAUUAAGGAGAAGGGCAUUAAAGGGAAAAAAAUCAAUCUCAGUGAAGUAAUGAAAAUCGGCCGUUUAAA